GUCUUGAAUUCCUGAGCUCAAGUGAUCCUCCAGCCUUGGAUUCCAGAGUCCUAGGAUCACAGGUCUGGAGUUUAGAAAAUCCAAGGUUCAAAGGCUGAAUCUGGUCAAUUUCUGGUGAGGCCCUUGAACUACUUCAUAAUAUGGUGGAAGGCAUCACAGGUGGGCCUGACGGAUCCUUAUGUAGAUUCCUGAUUUUUGCCUUAUUAUUCCUUGGGCAAGUCAACACAACAGCUAAUUCUAUAUGAACAAAAUUCUCAACAAAUCUCGGACUUUUUCCAUUGCAAAUGUCAUUAGUUUACCUUUGGUUGAAUCUGGCACACCUGGAAUAUAUGUAUAUAGUUUGCUCAGUUAAAACAAUAAGAAACAAUGGUUGUCUCUGAAUCAAAGUGGAUAAAUAAAAGAAAAAUACUGUGUUUUUUUUCUUUUUUAUCCUCUUGUAUUCAAGAUCAAAAUAAGUUCAUACAUGAAGCUCACGAAACGACAAAAAAUUCUUGUAGGAAUAAUAAGGUGUCCAGAGAUGAGAACAAGUCUCUUAGAAAAGAAAACAAAUCACUCUGGGAAGAAAACAAAGCUCUUCAACAAGAAAAUAAAGCCUUCCGAAUGAACAAUCAGUUAAUCUGGGAGAGGAAUCAAUUACUGCGACAACAAAAUCAGAUCCUCUGGAAGUAUAAAAGUGUGAUUUUCGAGAGCCAAAAAGCAUUUGGAAAAAAAAUCAGUGCCUUGAACAGUGAAAGAAAGUCUUAUUGGAAACAGAAUCAAGCCCUGGAGGCUCAGGUCAAGGCUCUCUGGGAGCAGGAGAAAGCCUUCCGGAAUGAGGCCAGAGCUCUUCAUGAAGAAAUACAAUCUCUCCAUGAACAGAUCAAGGCCCUACAACACCAGGAGGCAGCAAUCAGACUGGAGGAACAGGCCCUGAUGAAGGAGGGAAUAGCUCUAGAGAUGGAAGAACAGGCUCUGUGGAAGGAGGAACAGGCCCUUCGUGAGGAGAACAAGGCUCUUAGACAAGAAAAAAUUGCUCUUCAAGAGGAAGAAAUUGCUUUGAGAGAAGAGAAAAAAGUCCUUGAGGAGUGGAAUAAACUUCUUCAGGAUAAAGACAACACAACAUGCUUGCUGGGAAGAUACACAGGAAUGAAAUAGCACAAAUGCGUGACUUGAAGAUGUAACCAAAAAGUAUGAAGAUGAUUGACAUUCCAGAAAAGAAAAACAAAAUAUUUUGAAGGUGAAAAACUAUUGUUGGAGUUGGAGUCAAAAGCCUGGGAAUUUACAGCACUCAGUGUUUGGUCCUCAAAACUAAAUAAAGUCCUGAAAAGUAAA
This is a messenger RNA of Microcebus murinus (gray mouse lemur), 1311 nucleotides long. NCBI's taxonomy places the organism in Eukaryota, Metazoa, Chordata, Mammalia, Primates, Cheirogaleidae. The record is from RefSeq and is a predicted model, not a curated record.